GUCAGCAAACAACUAACAAAGAUACAAGAUCUCAGCAAAUAUUGCAAGUUAUUGGAUUUACUAAAUAAAACACGAUCUAGCCGAAAAACCAACAACCACCACAAAAAUGGAAUUUUUAAAUAACAACACAAACAUGACCUUUGAAGAAUAUUUGACACAAUCCCUACAAUAUCAAAGUGCCAAUAUUAUUGAAAAUAUUUUAAAUGCCCCCAUGAUGCAGGUGGCGACAACCAUACCCUCACCAACAUACAGUUGUGAGCCCAUUAGUGCACCCUUAUCGCCCUCAUCCUCCAUCGAUUCGAAAGGCAAGGCCAAGCGUAUACGCACAGCUUUCACUAGCAGACAACUUAUCGAACUGGAACGUGAAUUUCAUGUUAAUAAAUAUCUGUGCCGACCACGACGCAUCGAAAUUGCCGAUCGUUUGGAAUUGAGUGAACGUCAGGUGAAAAUUUGGUUUCAAAAUCGUCGCAUGAAGAGCAAGAAAGAUGCCACACGUGGGGCCAAAACUUACAAUAAAUUGCGUUGCCACAGCGUUGGUAAUAAUGACAAUGAGUUUUCCGCUUUGACUCCACAAAAUAGCAACAUCACCGGCAACAGCAACACGAACAAUUUUAGUAAUCACAUCAACGAAUACUCGCAACAACAAUAUCCAGCCUGUUUACCACAACUGCCGGUGAAAGAGGAAUUCCCCGAAUGCUACCAAGUGCCACAAUUGCCAGCUAUUUCUCAGUACUCAUCGCAAACACUAAACGACUCCAUCUAUGUUAACACUGAUGCCAACAACUAUCAGACCAACCCCGACUCGCCACCCACCUCAAUGGAAUAUUUUGAUUCUGCUUUCUAUUCAUCGGCCGAAUCAUCCCUUUUCGAUAAUCUACAACCUCUACCCACAUUCAAUAACGAAAAAGAUGUCUUGGAUUUCCUAAUGUCGGAGGAAGUUCCCAGCUUUGGAAAUACCACCAACCAAACUAAUUCGACGGCAUCAUCAAUGUCCAGCUUAAAUUCGUCAAGUUUUAAUUCCCUAGAUUUUGACAUGGAUUUUGAUUUUGUACAAAAUCUUCUCGAUAUGUAAAUACAGAGGGGAAGUUCCCUUCUACUGACUUAGUAUUAGUUUAUAUUUAUUAUAAUUAUUUAU
Messenger RNA from Musca domestica (house fly), 1135 nucleotides. Its product is annotated as protein zerknuellt 2-like. The coding region runs from base 107 to 1072 and encodes 321 amino acids. The transcript is spliced from 2 exons. Gene Ontology annotation, molecular function: DNA binding; DNA-binding transcription factor activity, RNA polymerase II-specific. NCBI's taxonomy places the organism in Eukaryota, Metazoa, Arthropoda, Insecta, Diptera, Muscidae. Gene Ontology annotation, biological process: regulation of DNA-templated transcription. The record is from RefSeq and is a predicted model, not a curated record.